UGAACUGGACUUAAUGAUUGCUCUAUUUACAUGUCAGUCUCAGUGAAGUUGACCUCUUAUUGGACAAACUGGGAUGAGGCUCCACCCAACGGCGGAGUAAAGGGGUGGGCUGAAGAUUGGAGCUGCCGCACCCGGGUGGUGGGCACUGAGAUUCCAGCCCAGAGCCUGGGAGGUGCUGUCGUAGCUCAGAGGUGAAACUAUGUAGCCUCUUAAGAAGCUCACUUGGACCCCCCUGAACUCCAUAUGGCUCUAUAUGACGAAGAUCUCCUGAAGAACCCUUUCUACCUGGCCCUUCAGAAGUGGCGGCCUGACUUGUACAGCAAGGUGGCCCAGAUGCAUGGCAUUGUCUUGGUGCCCUGUAGAGGAAGCCUGCCCGGCAGCGUUCAGUCCUCUUACCAGUUCGAGUCCUACGUUUUGGUGCCCACUGAAGGACACUUUCAGACCUUAGAUGGAAAGGAUGUCCUCAUUGAAGGAAACAGGAUUAAGCUGGGAGCUGGUUUUGCUUGUCUUCUCUCUGUGCCCAUACUCUUUGAAGAGACUUUCUACAAUGAAAAAGAAGAGAGCUUCAGCAUUCUCUGCAUCGCGCAUCCUUUGGAGAAGAGAGAGACUUCCGAAGAACCUUCGGCACCCUCAGAUCAUUUUCCCCUGAAAACCAUUGAAGAUGUGAGAGAAUUUUUGGGAAGACACUCAGAGAGAUUUGACAAGAACAUCGCCUCUUUCCAGCGGGCAUUCCGAGAGUGUGAAAGAAAGAGUCUCCGUCACCACAUAGACUCCGUAAACGCUCUCUACACCAAAUGCCUCCAGCAUCUUCUCAGAGACUCUCAUCUGAAGGUUCUUGCAAAGCAGGAGGCCCAGAUGAACCUGAUGAAGCAGGCAGUAGAGAUAUACGUCCACCAUGAUAUUUACGACCUGAUCUUUAAGUACGUGGGGACCAUGGAGGCGAGCGAGGAUGCUGCCUUUAACAAAAUCACAAGAAGCCUUCAAGAUCUUCAGCAGAAAGACAUUGGUGUGAAACCCGAGUUCAGCUUCAACAUCCCUCGUGCAAAGAGAGAGCUGGGCCAGCUGAACAAGUGCACAUCCCCACAGCAGAAGCUGCUGUGCUUGCAGAGGGUGGUGCAGCUCAUGACACAGUCUCCCAGCCAAAGAGUGAAUUUGGAGACCAUGUGUGCCGAUGAUCUUCUUUCUGUCCUGUUGUAUCUGCUUGUGAAAACAGAGAUCCCUAACUGGAUGGCAAAUUUGAGUUACAUCAAAAACUUCAGAUUUAGCAGCUCGGCCAAAGAUGAGCUGGGCUACUGCCUGACCUCGGUUGAGGCUGCGAUCGAAUACAUCCGGCAAGGAAGUCUCUCCACGAAGCCGCCUGACGCCGAGGGAUUUGGUGACAGACUAUUUCUCAGGCAGAGGAUGAACUUACUGUCCCAGAUGACGUCAACACCCAUUGACUGCCUGUUUAAGCACAUUGCGUCUGGUAACCAAAAAGAAGUGGAAAGACUUCUAAGCCAAGAUGACCAGGACAAAGAUGCCAUGCAAAAGAUGUGCCACCCACUUUGUUCCUGCGAGGCCUGUGAGAAGCUCGUCUCUGGGAGGUUGAAUGACCCAUCAGUUGUCACUCCUUUCUCCAGAGAUGACAGGGGUCAGACCCCCCUCCAUGUGGCUGCCCUCUGUGGUCAGGCGUCCCUCAUUGACUUCCUGGUCUCCAAAGGUGCCAUGGUGAACGCCACUGACUAUCACGGUGCCACCCCCCUCCAUCUGGCAUGUCAGAAAGGCUUCCAGAGUGUGACGCUACUGCUGCUGCACUACAAGGCCAGCACUGAGGUGCAGGACAACAACGGGAACACCCCGCUGCACCUGGCCUGCACCUACGGCCAUGAGGACUGUGUGAAGGCUCUGGUCUACUAUGAUGUCCAGGCCUGCAGAUUGGAUAUUGGAAAUGAGAAAGGAGACACGGCCCUGCACAUUGCUGCACGCUGGGGUUACCAGGGCAUCAUAGAGACGCUGCUGCAGAAUGGAGCCCCCACGGAGACCCAGAACAGAAUGAAGGAAACACCACUCAAGUGUGCACUGAACCCCAAGAUUCUGUCUAUCAUGGAAGCUCAUCGUCUGUCCUUGGAACGGAGGCCGCGGCCUGCUGAGGUCCCUGCACAGUCCCCUACAUGCUCCGUGGAUUCCAUCAGCCAGGGCUCCUCUACCUCCAGCUUUUCCUCCAUCACGGCGAGCUUCAGGCAAGAAGAGGUGAAAAAGGACUACAGGGAGGUAGAAAAGCUUCUAAGAGCAGUUGCUGAUGGAGAUCUCGAAAUGGUUCGUUACCUUUUGGAGUGGACGGAAGAUGACCUAGAUGAUGUGGAUGAGGCCAUCAGCACGGUGGAUCUGGAAUUCUGUCACCCCUUAUGCCAGUGCCCCAAGUGUGCUCCAGCCCAAAAGAAACUGGCAAGGAUUCCUGCCAGUGGGCUUGGUGUAAAUGUGACCAACCAGGACGGCUCCUCUCCCCUGCACAUGGCUGCCUUGCAUGGCCGGACGGACCUCGUCCCCCUCCUGCUGAAGCAUGGUGCCUACUCAGGUGCCAGAAACACAAGCCAAGCUGUGCCGCUCCACCUGGCCUGCCGGCAGGGGCACUUUCAGGUGGUGAAAUGUCUCUUAGAUGCCAAUGCAAAACCUAAUAAAAGGGACCUCGGCGGGAACACGCCCCUCAUUCAUGCCUGCUCUGGUGGCCAUCAUGAAGUUGCCGCGCUGUUGCUACAGCACGGGGCCUCCAUCAAUGCUUCCAACAACAAAGGCAACACAGCCCUGCACGAGGCUGUGAUGGGAAGGCAUGUCUUGGUGGUGGAGCUGCUUCUGUUCCACGGAGCAUCUGUGGACAUCCUGAACAAGAGGCAGUACACGGCCGUGGACUGCGCACAGCAGGACUCAAAAAUAAUGGAGUUGCUGCAGGUAGUGCCGAGUUGUGUUGCAUCCUUAAACUGUGUCACCGAGACAGACCACAAGGAGUGCGUGACCGUCCAGAUCAGGAAGAAAUGGGAUCCCAAAAUGUAUAACCUGCCAGAAGAACCUUUUAGGAGACAGUUUUGCCUCGUUCACUCUGGGGGGCGGUUCCAGGAAAGAACCUCAAGGGAAACUUUGGGAAGGGAUAGAAGUGUGCCUGAUCUUACUGGAGGUUCUCUGCAGGAGCCAGAGAAGCAGAGUGUCUCGGGAAUUCAGAAGGACCCAUCAGACCAGAGCAGAUGUCAGGCUUCUGCGGAAGGAAACAAGGGGCCCCCAGAGAGGCCCGUGCCGACGAAGGCUGCUCCUGGACACAGGCGGAUGGUCCGCAGGCAUACAGUCAAUGACACAGCCAUACCCCAGGUUCCAGAGGUGACUGGCCACCUGACCACCCAAGAUGCUAGUGUUUCUCAAUCUUAGCAGUAAGGGAUUGGUAAAUCUGCUAUCGAGACACGAGUUUGCAGUAAGAUGGUGAGCAUGAGUACAGCUUAGAACUAAGCAUACUUUCAAAUAACCAGCUUGAGAGACUGUCCCUCAGAUUUACCACCCUCUCUCCUCUUCAAAGCUAAUAUACUUGAAAAGGAAUAGGAGGGAAUGAAUGAGCCCCUUCAUCUUAGUGUUUGGAUUUCCUGGUGAUGGGCAGAGGCUUCACCAUCAGAUUCUGACCUCCUUUGGCUGGAAGGUGCUGGGUGUCUGUGGUGUGGAUAAGCGGGCAAACCCUAUGCUAGAAGGAUCCCCACGUCCAGAAGUCAGAGAAGCAAUGUCAGUCCCGUGGAACUGGAUGCCAGGCAGAGAAGCAUCCUGUUGGGAUGAAGAAAUGGAACCUGGAAACACUUGAACUGGAAAGUGCCUGAAUGCAAUUUUGAUGUCCAUCCCAGUGAAAAGGAUCUACCAUUCUGCCUUGUUCUACACCACACCUAUGGGAAAAGUUGGCCGUCACUUUCCCAAGAACAGACACUUGGUCACUGCACAUGUGCACGUGUAGCCGUUUCUACGAUGGCUACUGGAGAGCAGCUUUGGCACAUCUGAAGUCUUUUGAUUCAAAUUCACAACUUACAGCACUCUAAGCCAGGUCAGAGUUUAAGUUAGAAUCUGUUGCCAUUGGUUCCUUUUUAUAACUUUCUAUAGAUUCUAUUAUUUUUUUAUGUUCCUGAUCCUAAAGUUGCAAACAUGGGUUCAUCCUGAGUCCAUUUUCAAAGGACUUUGUAAAGAGGACAUGAUUUUGUGCACAUUCUGGGAGAUACUUGCGGAUGUAUAGAAGGGAGGGGCUGAUUAUUUUUCUACAAAGUAAUUUAUGAUUUCUAAUUUUCUAAUGUGCCUUGGAUAUGUGCCAAAUGAUGGGAAAGAAAACAGUAAACUUUAUGACUCCUGAGCACGUCA
Peromyscus eremicus (cactus mouse) is the source of this 4353-nucleotide messenger RNA. It is a transcript of the gene Ankrd27, whose product is annotated as ankyrin repeat domain 27. Gene Ontology annotation, biological process: early endosome to late endosome transport; neuron projection morphogenesis. The transcript has 29 exons. The record is from RefSeq and is a predicted model, not a curated record. Gene Ontology annotation, molecular function: SNARE binding; guanyl-nucleotide exchange factor activity. Gene Ontology annotation, cellular component: early endosome; tubular endosome; plasma membrane. The coding region runs from base 244 to 3393 and encodes 1049 amino acids. Lineage: Eukaryota; Metazoa; Chordata; Mammalia; Rodentia; Cricetidae.